Parnassius mnemosyne (clouded apollo) is the source of this 1314-nucleotide messenger RNA. The record is from the annotation of a GenBank genome assembly. Lineage: Eukaryota; Metazoa; Arthropoda; Insecta; Lepidoptera; Papilionidae.
AUGUCUUUCCUUCAUAAUCAUUCUUGCGAGUGCGUUAAGUCAGAAUUGGAUUUGUUUGCACUACCGUCUACACAAACUAGCAUUGAAAAUGGAUUGUGGAUUCAUUAUAAACCAAUUUCAUCUCUUGGUGAUGAUGGACCUAUCGAGUUUCAAGUUCCUGGGACCGGCGAUGACUACAUAGAUUUGUCUCAUACAUUACUCCACAUAAAGGCAAAAGUAUUAAAUCAAGAUUCAACUAACUUGGUAUCUACUACAAUAGUAGCACCUGUAAAUAAUUGGCUGCAUUCACUUUUUAGUCAACUAGAUGUUUAUUUAAACCAAAAACUUGUAUCACCACCUAAUAAUACCUAUGCAUAUCGAGCAUACAUGGAAACCCUUUUAAACUAUGCCCCUGCUGCUAAACAAUCUCAUCUUACUUGUAGUCUUUGGUGUGAGGAUACAGCAGGAAAAAUGGAUUCUACAGAUGGUAAAAACAUAGGAUUUGUUAAAAGACAGGAAUUGAUUAGUGAAAGUAAGGAAAUAGAAAUGAUUGGUCAUCUUCACGGUGACAUUUUUAACCAAGAUAAAUUUUUAAUUAAUGGUGUUGAAAUGAGUGUUAAAUUGGUUCGAUCAAGAGAGAGUUUUAAUUUAAUUGUUGGGUCAAACGAUGUAAAGUUUAAAGUUUGCAUUACGGACGCAACUCUUAUUGUUCGACGAGCACGAAUUAAUCCAAGUGUAUUACUCGCACAUCAAAAAGUUUUAGCUUCUACCACUGCUAAAUAUCCUAUUACUCGAGCUGAAGUAAAAGUUUUAACAAUUCCUUCGGGUGUUCAAGGAAAAACUCUUGAUAAUAUAUUUUUAGGACAGGUACCGAAAAGAUGUAUAAUUGGAUUUGUGAACAAUUCUGCAUUUAAUGGUUCCCUUACUAAAAAUCCAUUUAACUUUGAAAACUAUGGUAUUAAUUCUUUCAGCUUAUAUAUUGAUGGUCAACAAAUACCUUCAAAAGCUUCGCAACCAUCUUUUAAUAAUAGCAUAUUUACAUCAGCAUAUCAUACUCUAUUCUCGGGAACUGGUAUUCACUUUCUUAAUGAAGGAAAUGGAAUCUCUUGUGAACAGUAUGGCAAAGGUUACUGUCUAUUAGCAUUUGACUUAACUCCUGAUUUAUCAGCUAACUCAUCAACUCAUUGGAAUCUCAUAAAGCAUGGUAGUGUAAGAAUAGAAGUACGAUUUGAAUCCUCAUUAAUACAAACAAUUAACUGUAUAGUUUAUGCUGAGUUUGAUAAUAUUAUUGAGAUAGAUAAAAACAGAAAUAUUACUGUAGACUAUAGUAGUUAA